AAUAGAAUUGAGACAGGUGAUGUUGAUGGAAUCGAUAGCAUUAGACAUUGGCCAUUGGAAAGGCAAGCAGCUGAACAAGAAAUAAGCAUGAAAAAAGAAUAUGAAAGAGAUUGCAAAGAAGAAGAAAAUGACGAAGCACACAAAGAUACAGCUGAAAGAAAAAUUGACUAUGAAAGUGAAGUUCAAAGCUAUCCGCAAAUGAAGGCACUAAAAGUCGAAAAUAGAAUUGCGACAGGUGGUGUUGAUGGAGUCGUUAGCAUUAGACAUUGGUCAUUGGAAAGGCAAGCAGCUGAACGAGAAAUAAGCACGAAAACAGAACUCGAAAGAAAUUGCAAAGAAGAAGAAUAUGGCGAAGUACACAAAGAUGCAGCUGAGAGAAAAAUUGCCUAUGAAAGUGAAGUUCAAAGCUAUCCGCAAAUAAAGGCUCUAAAAGUCGAAAAUAGAAUUGCGAUAGGUGGUGUUGAUGGAAUCGUUAGCAUUAGACAUUGGCCAUUGGAAAGGAAAGCAGCUGAACAAGAAAUAAGCAUGAAAAAAGAAUAUGAAAGAGAUUGCAAAGAAGAAGAAAAUGACGAAGCACAAAAAGAUGCAGCUGGAAGAAAAAUUGACUAUGAAAGUGAAGUUCAAUGCUAUCCGCAAAUGAAGGCACUAAAAGUCGAAAAUAGCAUUGCGACAUGUGGUAAUGAUGGAAUUGUAAACGUUAGACAUUUGCCAUUGGACAGGCUAGCAGCUGAAAGAGAAAUAAGCACGAAAAUGAAUGCAGUUGAAAUCAAACCAAAAAGAGUUUCAUGGAAAAUUAAAUUAGAAAAAUGGUUUAAAAGGAUGAAAAACCGACUCACUAAGAGAGAUGGAGUUCCAUAUAAAGAACUGAGUUAAGCAUUCUUCAGUCAAUAAUAUAUUUUAGAAUUUUUGACUAAGUGUUUAC
Molecule: messenger RNA, 922 nt
Organism: Uloborus diversus
Lineage: Eukaryota; Metazoa; Arthropoda; Arachnida; Araneae; Uloboridae
Exons: 2
Coding region: 88-873 (261 amino acids)
Source: RefSeq, a predicted model, not a curated record